UUAUUAUCUAUUUUAUUUUAUUUCAACUAGCUUUCCUUUCUUUUUUUUUUUACAUUUAUUUAUUUAUUUAUUAAUUACAUUUUACAUAUAAAAAAGAUGCUCUCUGUUCGUAAUAUGCUCACAGAAAAUAGUGUGCAACAAGAAGCAAAAGUAUAUAGUAGACCGUCUGUUUUGGAUAUCUCAUUCUUAUUAUGUUCAAAUACUGUUCCAACACAAAAGAAUCAUUCAUACCUUCAACAAGACUAUCCAUACCCUAAUGAUUAUUCUAAAUUAAGCAAUGAGGAAGAAGAAGAAGAAGGUUAUAUGAACUUGUAUUGGACAAAACGAUCAUACGAUAAUAAGAAAACACGACAAGUAGUAUCUCCUUAUAGUUUACUAGAUAAACGACAAAGAAGAUCUUCAAGGCAAAAUCAACUUGAAUCAAAAAAGAUAGAACAAGAGCUUUUACAUACUCAUCGACGACCCUCUUCUUCUUCUGUUUACUCAUGUUCUUCAAGUAGUAGAAAUUCAAGUGAUGAAAGUGAAGAUGCUUUACCUUUAAAGGCAAAGAGACGAAGAGCCUCUUCUAAACAAUUAGAUGUAUUGAAUAAAGUCUUUGAAAGAACAUUUUUCCCUUCUACUCAAUUAAGAGCUGAGUUGGGUCGUCAAUUAGGAAUGAGUCCAAGGACAGUUCAAAUAUGGUUUCAGAACAGACGUCAAGCAAUUCGUGCAAGAGAACGAAAUAACUGCUCUUCUUCUACUUCUUCUAUCAGUCGAGAAAAUUCAAUCUUAUCUGAAUAAGUAAAUUCCUUUUUAACCCCAGAUGAUAUCCCCCUUUUUUUUUUUCUUUUUCUUUCUAUAACAAAAACAAAAACAAGACAAAAAAGGAAGAAAAAUAAACUCCUCUUAUUCCUCAUUUCCCUCUCUUUUUAUUUUUUAUAUGUUUCUUUUUCUCUAUCUUUUAUUUGUAUAUAUACACAUUAAUGCAUUAUAAAGUAAAAAAUAUAAAAUAUAAUUCUUU
Messenger RNA from Cokeromyces recurvatus, 1000 nucleotides. RefSeq lists its product as uncharacterized. Gene Ontology annotation, molecular function: RNA polymerase II cis-regulatory region sequence-specific DNA binding. The record is from RefSeq and is a predicted model, not a curated record. NCBI's taxonomy places the organism in Eukaryota, Fungi, Mucoromycota, Mucoromycetes, Mucorales, Mucoraceae. Gene Ontology annotation, biological process: regulation of transcription by RNA polymerase II; cell differentiation. The transcript has a single exon. The coding region runs from base 97 to 780 and encodes 227 amino acids.